CUAAUCCCGGCGGGCCGCCUGCUCGUACUAACUUGUGAGCGGGACGGAGUGCCAGUCACAAUCUGCUAGAGGCGAGGGAGGGCAAGAAAGACCACUGCAGCUACAAAGGCGAGAGGAGCGCAGUUAGGGAAGUGUUGUUAAACGUGGGCUAUGCGCGCAACAAGGGGGGAGCGCAGAGCACAGAGGAGGUGAACGCAUGUACAGGCUCAGCUUCACACUCACAGCCUCCUUCCUGAAGAGACACAGCGCUGAGAGGGGAAAGGAGUGAGGAAAAACUCAGAGAACAACGCAGCAACUCUUGGACAAAAGUGCGCCACAGCCGUCAAGAGAGAAGUUUGGAUAAAGCGGUCCAAGGAAGACUUUUUCCUGGUCAAAACCUGCUUUGGAAGAGAGAGAGUGUGUGUGAGAGAGAAAGAAAAUGAAUGUCAACGAUGAGAAUCUGCUCAAGUCCAUCAGCAACGACGCGCUUCUCGACCUGACGCAGCGCUACGGGCAGUCAGCCUUCGGGUUUGGCGCUGGCCACGGUGCUGGUAGUCCCGGCAGGUACCCGCUCACGCCGGCCGCCGACUUCCUCUCCGGACAGACUGGGAAGUCCAACGAGAGCGGCGGGGAGCACACGAGCGACGACGAGGACGGCUUUGACUCGCUGGAGUCCCGGAAGAGGGGCUCCUCGUUUGGGGACGACAAGCCCGGCGGGCCCCUGGCCAAAAAGUCCAAAGAGCAGCGGUCCCUGCGGCUGAGUAUCAACGCCCGGGAGAGGAGGAGGAUGCACGACCUGAACGACGCGCUGGACGGCCUGCGCGCCGUCAUCCCGUACGCCCACAGCCCCUCGGUGAGAAAACUCUCCAAAAUAGCCACUCUCCUCUUGGCCAAGAACUACAUCCUCAUGCAGGCUCAGGCUCUGGAGGAGAUGAGGCGGCUGGUGGCGUAUCUGAACCAGGGACAGACCAUAACCUCACCGAUCCCCACCGCCCUGGCGCCCUUUGGACAGGCAGCCGUCUACCCCUUCUCGGGCUCCGCGCUCGCCACCUGUGCCGAAAAGUGCACCACUUACUCCGGGGCACCGUCGACUCUCUUCAAACACUGUAACGACAAGCCUUGAUUUGAUUUACGCUCUUUUUCCUGAACUUUUACCUGUGCUGCGCCCAUGUCAGUCUCUGUCCCACUCUAGUUAAUUUAACACAUAAUUCUGUGGAAAUUAAAACGGUUUUAGUCUAAUGCGUAAUGGUAAGAUAUGGUUAAGUAAUCAUACUUCGAAAAUGCUCUGUAGAAAUUAAAUUGUUUGGGCCUUCCUGUCACUGUGGCUUGCAUGUCUCACAUCAACUACAGGCCAUAUCCAAAAUAUGAACUUAAAUUCUGCGAAGUUUCUGUUAUCAUUUGCAAUCUAUGCAACAUUCAGUAAUUACAAGAAAAAAUAAACGCGACCAUUUUCAACCUUUAGAUUUGAUCCUAAUUAACUAUAUGAAAACAAUCUGAUGUUAUAUUUUCUGAUACAGUGUGUUUGUUUUUAUUUCAACUUAUUGCACAUCUCACAUGAUUGUAUUGUACAACUUUGAAUAAUCUUCAAAGCCCGGUUAUUAUAAUAAUAAUAACAAUAAUAAUAAUAAUAACAAUGGUUAUAUAACUGCAGCCUAUAAACCGAAGAAGCAUUCUGGUUGUGUUACAACAUGGAUUUCAUAUAUUGUUUAUAGUAUGUCUUUAUAAUUAAAACAUAUCUAUGCUCGGGG
Poecilia latipinna (sailfin molly) is the source of this 1727-nucleotide messenger RNA. RefSeq names its product basic helix-loop-helix family, member e23 (gene bhlhe23). Lineage: Eukaryota; Metazoa; Chordata; Actinopteri; Cyprinodontiformes; Poeciliidae. Gene Ontology annotation, molecular function: DNA-binding transcription factor activity, RNA polymerase II-specific; protein dimerization activity; E-box binding. Gene Ontology annotation, biological process: positive regulation of transcription by RNA polymerase II; axon development; sensory organ development. The record is from RefSeq and is a predicted model, not a curated record. Bases 419 to 1102 code for a protein of 227 amino acids. The transcript has a single exon. Gene Ontology annotation, cellular component: nucleus.